Molecule: messenger RNA, 1656 nt
Organism: Ostreobium quekettii
Lineage: Eukaryota; Viridiplantae; Chlorophyta; Ulvophyceae; Bryopsidales; Ostreobiaceae
Source: the annotation of a GenBank genome assembly
AUGAAGAGGAAGGGGGGCAGGGAGUGGCUGCAGCAGCUGCUGUCUAAGUUUGGGCCGAUGACGGACCGCUCGCCCAACGCGUUCGUGCUGGAUUUUGAGAAGCCUCUUGUGGAGCUGGACAACAGGAUCAAGGAGGUGCGCAAGGUGGCGGAGGAGAACGGCGUGGACGUCACGGAGCAGAUCGCGGAGCUGGAGGCGCGGGCCAAGCAGCUGCGCAAGGACACCUACAGCAGGCUGACGGCCACGCAGCGCCUGCAGGUGGCGCGCCACCCGAACCGCCCCACUUUUCUGGACAUCGCCAUGAACGUGACUGAUUCGUUCAUCGAGCUGCACGGCGACAGGGCGGGCCUGGACGACAAGGCGAUGGUGGCGGGGAUGGGCAGCAUCGACGGGAUCCCCAUGAUGUUCAUUGGGCACCAGAAGGGGCGCAACACCAAGGAGAACAUUGAGAGGAACUUUGGGAUGCCCCAGCCCAACGGAUUCCGCAAGGCACUGCGGUUCAUGAAGCACGCGGACAAGUUUGGUUUCCCCAUCGUCACUUUCGUGGACACGCCGGGCGCAUACGCGGGCUUGAAGGCCGAAGAGCUGGGGCAGGGAGAGGCCAUCGCACGAAACCUUUGGGAGAUGUUCUCUUUCCGUGUCCCCAUCCUGACCAUUGUGAUUGGCGAAGGUGGCUCGGGCGGUGCACUGGCCAUUGCGUGUGGCAACAAGGUUUACAUUAUGGAAAAUGCUGUGUACUAUGUGGCCAGCCCGGAGGCAUGCGCCGCUAUCCUUUGGAAAGGGAGGGAGAAGGCGGGGGAGGCUGCACAGGCUCUGAAAAUCACUGCGGGUGACCUCAAGAGGCUCAAGGUUAUCGACGAAGUUGUGCCUGAACCUCUCGGCGGUGCACACUCAGACCCCAUGAGUGCCUUUCCAGCUGUGAAGGAUGCCAUUAUGAGCUGGUAUGAGCAGUACAAGGAUAUGUCUGGAGAGGAGAUUAUUAGGGACAGAUACCAAAGGUACCGCAAGUUUGGGGCCUACGCUGAGUUCGUCAUCAAGGGGGGCCAGGUCUCUGUUGGCAGGGGGGACAGAUACAAGUCAGACGGGGUGUACACCAUGGCAGGCACUUGGGCUGCCAAUGAGGAAGAAAAGGAGUACAUUGAGAAAGCUGUGGACUAUGAGGAGCAGUGGGAAAGCAACCUCAAAGGCAAGGAGGAGUGGAUAUGGAAGCCAGAAGUGCCUCGGGAAGAGCUGGAGAGUGCAGAGCGCAGGCUGGAGAGGGCCUUGGAGGCUGUCCGAGAGCUCAAGGAUAAACCAACGGGGAGCACUGUACGGCCGCUAGUGAUCCAGGAACUUGGAAAGAUGGGCGUUGGCAUCAAAGGGCAGAGUGCUCCUGACAUGGAGGAAGCAAAGUCAAAUGGAAAAGUGCCACAACUGCACGUGAUGGGACAGCAGCUGUUAGGGGUGCAAUGUUGGAUAUCAGCAGUGUCAGUCGUAUUCGCAGUACGGAUGGCUAGCCAUCAAACGUCUGCUGUGUUCAUGAGGCGCUGGAACAAGCUGCUGGUACGACGAUGGAGAUGGCAUCGAUGUACAGGCGCAGUGGACACCCGUCUCAGCAAACCCCUUGGAAGGCGAGCAGAAGCCUUUCCUCAUAAGGGGAUGGGCAGUGCUUCGUAG